Messenger RNA from Diatraea saccharalis (sugarcane borer), 2076 nucleotides. Lineage: Eukaryota; Metazoa; Arthropoda; Insecta; Lepidoptera; Crambidae. The record is from the annotation of a GenBank genome assembly.
AUUGAAACAAUUCUGAAAAAUCCAAUACAAAGAGAAAAUCAAAUACUUGUUUUUAACAAUUACCUAUGUAUUAAUUAGUGCGUACUUCGAUUAUGUGGAUAAUUUUUCUGUAUUUUACUCCAUGAUUAAUUAAUUGGAUAAUUGGACAUGGGUAAUUCCGGUCUCAAGCAACAUUACGACACAGCGUCAAAAACUGGUGUUUUACAGAUAACUGAUCACAAAUUGAAGGAAAUUCCCCAUGAAGUGCUUAAUUUAUGUGAAAUCCUUAGAAAUUUAGAUUUAUCCAAAAACAGACUAUCUUAUUUGCCAGACGAGCUAAGUAAAUUUAAGCAGCUGAAACAACUUAAAUUGGAAAGUAAUAAACUGGAUUCCUUACCCGAGUGUAUAGUAAACUUAAAGAAAUUAGAAUUAUUAAAUGUUGCAUAUAAUUCUAUUGUCACACUUCCUAAGUCAUUUAAAUGUAUGUGUAAUUUAAAGCAUAUUUAUUUGAACAACAAUAAAUUUAAACAUUUUCCAUUGCAAUUGCUCGGACUGCAAAAUCUGGAAGUUGUAGAUUUGUCACAUAAUAAGAUUACUGAAAUACCUUCAGGAAUGUCAGAACUCUAUGCAGUGGAGUUAAAUUUAAGUCAAAAUGAGAUCUCAGUGAUAUGCAAUGACUUGCAUGAGGCACCAAAAUUAAAGAUAUUGAGACUCGAAGAGAACUGUUUGAGCUUAGAAGCAAUAAAUCCAAAUUUGUUGCGAGAUUCAAAAAUUCAUACAUUAAAUUUAGAUGGAAACCUCUUUGAAGUGAAACAGUUAGCUUCUCUUGAAGGAUAUAAUGAAUAUACAGAGAGAUACACUGCUAUGAAAAAGAAAAUGUUUUGAUAUUUUACAAAUUGUUUUACGAAACUUUGUACCACAUAUUUUAGCUGAAUUAUAAUUAUUCCACUGUCAUUAAGCAGUUGUUGCUUUCAAUUAUAUUUAUUGAAUUGUUAACUCUAUUUUAGUAUAGUAAAAGGUGAUAAAGUUUGUAAAUCAGGAUUAUGUUAAGGAUUAUUUUCAUUAUAAGUGUUAAAAACUUACACCUUAAUGACAUUGGGGAUAGUGCAAUAGCUCUUUAAAUUUUUAAGUGAAUUAACAUAAAAUAAUUUAUUUAAUAUAUGUACAUGGUUAUAUGAGUUCAGACAUUUUAAAAUCCUUAUAACAUUGAUUUAGUUUUCGUUGUUAUGAUUGUUAUGGAUAAAUGUAGCCAUAAUUUACUUGACUCUUGACUUCAAUUAAUUUUAGUUAAAAAUACCUACAUUACAAAAUUAUUGAAAUCAAAUCAGUAUCUGAUUUUAAACAAAUUUUUUUAAGGAUACGCAUCAAGUACUUCACAGAUUGUAUUUAGUUAUGUGGAAUUGCACUAUCAUUUUCUUUGUAAUUGAUAUGUUCUAAUUAUCAUGACCAAAUAAAUAAUGAUAUGUAUCAUAAAUAUAUAUUAAAGAACAUUGUAUAUAUUGCUUAGGUCUCAAAUAAGUAGGCUUUAGCACUUGUAUUAAGAAAUGAAACCAGGGUGCAAGCCACUCUGUUAUGGAGUUAGUCAAUGAUAUUUUUAAAACAGUUUUUUUCAUAUAUUUAUUUUAGAUACUUUAUUAAUAUUAUAAAACAAGCUACUUUAUUGUAAUGCACAUUAUUUUACAGUAAUACUCAACUAAUAAUGGUGAGCCAUGAUAAAAUACAACCAAUUAGGUUUUAGUCACAUUGGUACUUUGAAUUCUGUUUGGUCAUAAUUUGCAGUCUUCUUAACAAGUACAUAGGUACAUAGCCGUAUCAGUUGCUAGUUCAUACUAAGUUGACGUUAUAAGUAUGUAUUCAUAAUAUUUUCCUUAAUAAACCUAUAUGUGUUUAAUUAUCACCAGUGAAAAUGAUCUUCACUACACAUUAUGUAUCAUUAUAUAAUAUUUUCACUUUAAUAAUAUUUCACCUUAGCAACAUGCUAAUUUAAAUUUUGUAAUUAAAUUAUUACUCUAAAUCAUCGUCUCAUUAUUGUGUUUUCUAUGAUAUGUGAUGCAAGUUAAAAGUUUAUCAUUUUAAUAAAAAAUAUAUUCUUACUAU